This is a messenger RNA of Thalassophryne amazonica, 4408 nucleotides long. Its product is annotated as zinc finger protein 711-like. The transcript is spliced from 8 exons. Gene Ontology annotation, cellular component: nucleus. Gene Ontology annotation, biological process: regulation of transcription by RNA polymerase II. The record is from RefSeq and is a predicted model, not a curated record. Gene Ontology annotation, molecular function: metal ion binding; DNA-binding transcription factor activity, RNA polymerase II-specific; RNA polymerase II transcription regulatory region sequence-specific DNA binding. NCBI's taxonomy places the organism in Eukaryota, Metazoa, Chordata, Actinopteri, Batrachoidiformes, Batrachoididae. Bases 307 to 2832 code for a protein of 841 amino acids.
AAGGGAUCAGCGGUAAACGAGGCCACGCAUUGUCUGCCCCCCGCCCUCCCUCUGCUUGUCAGGAAGCAAGCUGAUUGGCCGAGGCCUAGCAAAGAGCGCCCGGGGAUCCAAAAGUGCAGGCCGCACUUAGCUUACCGUCAAAAAUAAACCAAAACAAUAACAGACAAAACCGACAACGGGGAGAAGCGCCGACAGCGCGAGAAGACGUCGUUAUCAGAGGGAUUGAUUACCUUGAUGGAAGGAACGACAAAAUAUUCCCGGUUAUUUUUAUACUAGUGGUCUUGUCAACAAAUGUGAAGUAAAGACAUGGACCAAGGUGGAGGGGUGUUGGAGCUACACACACAAGAGCUGAAGAUGCCUCAUGCUAUGAUCAUGCAAGACUUUGUUGCAGGUAUGGGAGGUCUAGCUCACAUUGAUGGGGAGCACAUUGUGGUCUCUGUACCUGAGGGGAUGCUUCUCUCUGAUGUGAUGACGGACGAGGGCAUCCUCCUGGAGCACGGGCUUGAGGUGGAAGGCCUGGAGACUCAUGUCGUUGAAGGAUUGGAAACUGAAGUAGUGGAAAGCUUACAUGCUGAUGUAGAGGACUUGGAGGCAGAAGUGGUUGAAGGGUUGCAGACACAGGUGGUAGAGCUAGAGGCUCAGGUGGUUGAGGGCCUGGAGGGUGAAGUCGAAGUAGAGGGGCUGGAAACUGAAGUGGAUGUUGAGGGCCUGGAAGCUCAUGUUGUUGAGGGCCUUGAGGAGGAAGUGGAAGUGGAGGGUUUGGAAGCAGAGGUGGUUGAAGGUCUUGAGGUGGAUGUGGAAAGUCUACAGUCUCAAGGAGUAGAGAGCCACGACAUGAGCAGUGAAGACAUGGUGACCUCAGAACAUAGUGUAAUCAUGCCUGAGAAUAUUCUGGGCACAGAGGUUGCAAUAGAGGAAGCUCUAGACUCACAUCACCACCAUGUCCUAACCUCAGACCUCAUCCAGGACACAAAUCACCACCAUGAUGAGAUGCCAGACCAAGUGUUUGUAGCUGAACUGCUUUCUGAGCACCCGGACAACACCCUAGAUCACCAACUUGUUGCAGAAGGGUUGAUGGUUGCAGAGGAAAAUCCCGAGACCAUUAUCCAUCAGCAACUGCCAACUGAAGCUGUUCCCCUGCAGACAGAUGAAGAGGAUGAUGCUAGAAGUAGCUCUGAAGAUUACCUCAUGAUCUCAUUGGAUGAAGUGGGAGAAAAGCUGGAUAUAGGAGACACUCCCCUUGAAAUCAGUACAGAGGUAAUGGAGGAUAAAGAAUCCAAAGAUGACGAUUGUUCGGAGGUCAUCAAAGUCUACAUUUUUAAAGCUGAAGCAGAUGAUGAUUUAGGUGGAACAGAGGUUAUAACUGAGGAUGAUUAUCAGAAUGGCCAUCCUGAUCUUGAGGCUGCAUCAUCAGGCAGACUGGGAGUUGGCCGUGACAAGAUGGUCUACAUGGCUGUCAAAAACCAUCCUAAGGAAGAAGAAGAACAGGAGGAUGACAGCGAUGAUGAGGACAUUAGUAACUGCGUAGAUGCAGUGAAGAAUGGAACAUCUACACAGUUUUUGCAAAUUCAGGAGGGGCUGAACACCAACCGUGCGCUCAAAGCCAAGGCCAAGAAGAAGAAGAAAGGAGAAACUCGACAGUGUCAGACUGCUGUUAUUAUUGGACCAGAUGGGAUGCCUUUGACUGUCUAUCCCUGCCACAUCUGUGGAAAGAAGUUUCGCUCACGAGGUUUCCUGAAAUGCCAUAUGAAGAACCAUCCUGACCACCUGCUGAAGAAAAAGUAUCAGUGUACAGACUGCGACUUCACCACCAACAAGAAGAUCAGUUUCCACAACCACCUGGAGAGUCACAAGCUACUGAGUCACAACAGUGAGCGAUCUCCUGAAUACACAGAGUAUGCACGACGCUACCACGAGUCCAGUCCCCUGGGAUCGGACAAGCUCAUUGUCAAGGACCGGGAGCCCAAGCUUCAUCACUGCAAGUACUGUGAUUAUGAAACAGCUGAACAGGGCCUGCUCAACCGCCACCUGCUGGCUGUGCACAGUAAGAACUUUGCGCAUGUGUGUGUAGAGUGUGCCAAAGGCUUCCGUCAUCCAUCAGAGCUGAAGAAGCACAUGAGAACCCACACAGGUGAGAAGCCUUACCACUGCCCCCACUGCGAUUUUCGUUGUGCAGAUCAAUCCAACCUAAAAACUCACAUCAAAAGCAAGCACGGUGCAGAUUUGCCUUUCAAGUGCAGCCAUUGCCCACAGGCCUAUGCUGAUGCACGGGAACUCCAGCGUCAUAUAGAAAUAGUGCAAGGCCACAAGACCCAUCAGUGCCCACACUGUGAGCACAAGAGCACCAAUUCCAGUGACCUGAAACGACACAUAAUCUCAGUUCACACCAAGGACUUUCCCCAUCAGUGUGAUGUGUGUGAGAAAGGAUUUCACAGGCCUUCAGAAUUAAAGAAACACGCAGAGACGCACAAGGGCAACAGGGUGCACCAGUGCAGGCAUUGUAACUUCAACGCUCCUGACACCUUCACUUUGAGUCGUCAUAUCCUGUCCUUGCACACAAAGGACUUGCCUUUCAAGUGCAAGCGCUGCCGACGAGGCUUCCGUCAGCCCGCUGAGCUGAAGAAACACAUGAAGACGCACAGCGGUAGAAAGGUUUAUCAGUGCCAGUAUUGUGAGUAUAACAGUACAGACGCUUCUGGCUUCAAACGCCAUGUCAUCUCCAUUCACACCAAGGACUACCCCCACCGCUGCGACUACUGCACCAAGGGCUUUAGGAGGCCCUCAGAGAAGAGUCAGCACAUAGCCAGGCAUCACAAAGACAUGUUAAUGUAAUAUCAUCGCUCACGCUAACAUGCUCCUCUUUUCUGCGAGAAUCUUUCACAAGCCCAGAGGUGAUUUUUAGUGUAUUAACAAGGAAUGGCAGAUGUAGGCUGUUAAUGACAACUCUAAUUUCCAUUCGGUGUUGGAAGCGGGCAUAAACCUCUUCCCCUAUGGGUAAUGCAAACAUGUUUUUAGAUGUGGGUGGGGGAAUUCAGAAACGGACUGUGUACAGUGAGUGGGACAGCUCAAAAUUGUGUUUUGUUUUGUUGCAGAAAAUAACAUAUAUGAACAUAUAUUCAGGGUUUCAAAAGUCUAUAUUUUUAUACCCACCAGCUGUAAUGCUGCAAGAUUAUGACUGUCCUGCAAUACAGAAAGCAGUGCUUUGUGAACGUCAUGUCAGAUCUUCAGAUUUUGUCAGAAUGAGUACGGGAAAGAUUCAACUUUUAUUGUACGUACUUGUAUCUCAUUUCCUUAUUAAUCAGCUUUUACUCAAAAAAAAAAAAAGAAAAAAAAACAUGAUUCAUUGCCCUCAUGUCUUUAAGGGUGGGGUUCAUUCACAAGAUGGUUUGUUUACACACAUUGCACAUUUUGCCAUAUUUCAUCUUCCAUCACAUUUGGGUUUUAUUCAUAGCCUCAACACUCAUAAUGUCAUAUUAAUUACAUUCUAUGUAACACGGGAUAUAUUCUGUCUCUGUAAUAGAAUUUGAAUUUUCCUGCCCAAAUCAGCAGUUAACAAAAAAAGAAGAAAAGGAUGCAGUUGAUGUUUUAGUAAAAUAUCCAUUUAGUAUACAUUUCUGGCACAGAAAUCAAAUAUUCCAGCUAUGAUGACGCCAAUGUUUGUUUUUUAAAAAAUGUAUUGUAUGAACUUGACGGGGUUGACUUCACCUUUCCUCACACCUGAAGUGGUUGUAAUCAGACUACAAAUGCAAGUUGUGCAUGUUAUAUGUUCCAAAUGGCACAGAUGUGCUCGCACAGUUAACCGUUUAAUUGCAAUCAUGCAUUCAUCCCCUUACGCACUGACGAACACAGCUAAUCAGAAAAUAAGUGAAUUUUUUAAGUCUCAAACAUGCUAUAUCGAUUCCUCCUAUCUUCAAGAACUUGUGUGUUUGAGUCAGUAGAAAGCACUUUAAUAAGUUUUAUAUUUUAAUCAAAAUGACUUGUAGGAGAAGUAAAUAUAUGUGUAUGUAUAUAUAUAUAUAUUCCUCCUGUGUUUAACUGCUGGAGGAUUAUAUAAACUAUUGCAGAGCUUUGUGAGUGGACAAAGGUUGUUUUUGCGUGUUUUCUCUGAGCAAGUGGGCACGAACUAUUACUACAUCAAAACAGACUUGUCAUUGAAAUUGGGUGGUGAAGCCGUUCAUUGUUUUGUUAUAUGGAAACGUGAUUGGGUUUUGUGUUUUGCUUGUGCUGCUCACUGACAAGUUCCCAGACCCUUGUUCUACAGUUCUAAAUAACCUAAUCCCAAGCCGUGGGAUUAUACCUUUGAACUCAGUGGUCAUCAUAUUGGCAUUAGUCAUUUUAAAAGUAUUCACAUAUGCUGUCUCCAUGAAAGUAAUUGUGGUAUAUAUUAAAAUUUCCUGCAUUUCAUGUA